This is a messenger RNA of Gigantopelta aegis, 3159 nucleotides long. Its product is annotated as arrestin domain-containing protein 4-like. Gene Ontology annotation, cellular component: cytoplasm. The coding region runs from base 952 to 2139 and encodes 395 amino acids. The record is from RefSeq and is a predicted model, not a curated record. Gene Ontology annotation, biological process: protein transport. The transcript has 2 exons. NCBI's taxonomy places the organism in Eukaryota, Metazoa, Mollusca, Gastropoda, Neomphalida, Peltospiridae.
AAUGUAAGCUGGCUUGGAGGAAUUUUUCUGAUUAAAGUUGUGUCUAUUACUCUGUACCACUCAGCAGCAUGAUUCAACAAUCAGACAGGACUCCGUAAUCCCAGCUGUAACUUAUAUUGUGUCUUAAAAAGAAGAUUAUUAAUUUUUCUUGAAGCCAUCAGGCUGGUCGAUACCUGGACAUAAUGCUAGUGAGAGGUGCUCACCUAGCAACAAUAUAAACUACUCAGAGGUGACCGGACUGCAGAGUCUCACCCAGCACCCACCCCUGAAAGACUGAAUGUAUGUGCCAGCCAGGAUCAAGCAGGUUCAACAUAUAAAGCAAAUGUGCGAGUCUUAUUGGCUGACUUGUCAUAUACGGACUAUUAUUAUUGUGAAACAUUUCUAACAAAGAACACCGUCACCCAGUAUACCUGGAAGAAAGUAGACAGGCAAAACAGGUUUAUGCAUUCCUAAAAUAACCCAUAUGCUGGAUAUAAUACAAUUAGAGACUGGUAAGCUAGUGUAUUGGACUGAAUGGAUUCUGGUUGGCAAUAUUAACAGCCUUUUUUUUUUCCCUUCUCUCUGUGUGUUGAUCAUACACAAACCAAUUUGCAUAUGAAGGGAACCACUGCAGUUUGUUGCUGGCUGUUAAACAGUGUAUGGUACAACGACUACAGGAUUUGUCCAAGUAAUAGCGGCUAAACCAAGUACAUGUCCAGGAGUUAAACCGGAGUCGGUCACCCAUGUCAGUCUCAAUACACUUCUUGUGGUGAAGGCAAAUAUAGCACAAACACAAACGGGUGAACUGGUGAUACCACACCCUUCUUUUUAGGACACCAUUCUUCCACGAAACUUAUCUGCUGAUCUAAUGAUGUGUUCACGCAAGACAGACUGAAAAUUUUAAUCUCGUUUCAUAUUAGCCAGGUCUUAAUUAUGGGCAGGUGUCAAAACUGAGGUGAAGGUGCUGCCAAAAUGUCCUCGUUUGAACAUCUGUCCAUUACCCUGGAGCAUGAUAUUGAUGAACAGUACCAGUAUCAACCAGGAGAGAUUGUUCGAGGACACAUCCACCUGACAACUGUGCGUCCAGCAUUCAUUAAAUCCAUCUACAUCACGAUAAUUGGCGAGGGAUCGGUCGGGUGGGAGGAUGAGACCACUCAGCAAGCAUUCACUGCCGAGGAGACCUACGUCAAUGUCUCCAAAGUCAUUGUCGACACCAAGGACACAAAACCUCUCAGCAUAAUCAAAGGAAGACACGAGUUUCCCUUUGAGUACCAGCUCCCCGAAAACCUGCCAUCAUCUUACAUCGGCAAAUUUGGAAGUAUCACGUACCUCCUGAAGGCAACAACUCAUGGCAAUCGGACGAGUGAUCAUGCAAUAACGAGUGAACCGUUUCUGGUUCUCCGACGGAGUGUGCUGCCAAGCAGUGUUGAAAAGGUGCUGACGAUGGAGAACGAAAAGCGACUGGUGUCACUGUGUUCGUUUGGAAAGAUAUCGGUUAAAGUGUCCGUCAACAAGCAGGGCGGCAUCCCGGGGGAGGAUCUCUUCAUUCAUGCGGAAAUCAAAAACAAGACCCGCCGGACGAUAACUGCAAUACAAGGUGCCAUCGUGAUGGACAGCAAAUACCACGCCAGCAACCAGUCAACGUCGUUCCGACAGAUUGUCAACAAGAAGCGCGAUGAGGUGGAUGUCGGGUACAACGAGGCCAGACGCUGGUCGUGUGUGCGGCUUGCCGUCCCGCCCUACAUUCCGGAAUCGAAGCUCGAAUUCUGUGACAUCAUAGAUCUCACUUACACAUUCCAGUUCCGCGUCGAGCUCACUGGCGGUACUGAGAUAAUCCUGCAGGCACCGCUGAUCAUAGGAGCCCUGCCAGCGGGUCUGGAAUUCCCCGAUUCCAAGGAGAGAGGACACAAGAUUAACAGCCAGUGGACAGUUCGAAGCAAGGGAAUUAUGUAUGACGAAGAUGACGGUGUAGUGCACCUUCGGAACAAUAAUGACCAUGACGCUCAUGAUGAGUGGAAUGCUGGGGUUCCCGAACUACGACCGGAUUAUUCUGUUGUGAAAAAUCCACUCUUUCGAAAGGAAUCCUUCAUCACAACUGUGGGACAACGGAAAUACACAUCAACAGAAUCAGUGGAGAUUAUGGAAAAUACAAGAUUAUGAGGCUAGUUUUGAUGUAGACUCAUUAGUAUAUUGGAUUAAUGAAACCAAUAGUAUAACAUUGCCAUUGUAUAAGAAUGAUAUUGACUAAAGGAUAUAUGUUGAUGAAUGGAAACAAAUGUUUCAGUUAGUAACACACAAAGUAACUUAUAACCACAUUAUACAUAUUAGAUGUUGAACAAUUAUAUUAAUAAUAUGCUGAAAGAAUAUUCACAUAUGAUUAUUAAAUGCACCGCAAUAGAACAUUAUUUGAAACUGUUUCAUGUACUGCAAUGCAUAUUUUAUACAGAAAAUAUAUACCAGGGUACCUUACUUUAGAUCAAUGUGAAAAGUGAAAUCUAUUAAAGACAUUUGUUUCAUACUAAAAUGAUUAUAAAAAUUGAAUAUUACACACCUAUUUCAACUACUGAAAGGCACACCCAUUCUGUUUGAAAACAGAUGGUAAUCCAAAUGCAGUUUUUUUUAGCAUUAAGUAAUCUUGGGUUUUUUUCUUGAGCUUAAUGUUUUAGAUUAUUUAUAGCAAUCUUAAAUUAUUUUAAGUUUGUGAUGAACUAAGUAUCAGUACUCUAAAAGACAUAGGCCAGGGUUUUAGAUUUCACCAAAGUUGAGGCAAUAAAAAGUGUUCACAAACUAGUUUAUGCUCAAAAUAAGCAAAUACAAAUUAAGUACUAAAAUGCUAACCUCAAAACAUUUAACCUCAAAACCAAUGAAAUAUAAAGCUAUAUUUAGAUUAACAUAUUUUGAAAUGCAUUUCUGUAUAUGUACAACUCUUUACCAGCUAUUAUUAACAUUACUGCACUAAAAAGACCUUUAUGUGCUCAAAACAUCUGUUGUGCCCAAAUUAGUGAGAUCUAAAGCCUUGUAGGCCAAAACAAUUUUAGCUGUGCCCAAGUUAGAUCCAGCUGUGUAUAUUCUGCAGUGUUGUAAACGACAAGAAAUGACAUACACUUUGAAAUCGUACUGUUAUUUUAGGAGUAUGAAAUAAUUUUUUGUAUGAUAUUUAAUAAAAUCAAACUGAAUGUU